AUGCCGCGCGUGUACAACAAAGAAGGCGAUGAAGUCCGCCCGGUCUGCGGCCUAUGCAGCAGCAAGGGCCUGUUCUGCACCCGCUCCGAGAAGCCCGUCACUUUCAUCCCGCAGCAAGGCCCGUCAUCCAAGCGCAAGCACGUCGCCGUCGUCGAGGAGGAGGAGAAAGUGACGAGGGAGGGAGAGCAGCCCGACAUCGCCGUCGCGUCGAGCCCCCGCGUCGCGCUGGCCCGGGCAGACACCGCGGCGGCGCUGCACCACUACGUCUCUGCCAUCGCGGCUUGGUAUGACCUCGGCGACCCGGCGCGGCACUUUGCCACCGUCGUCCCGCUGCUCGCGCUUGAAGAGCCGCUCUUGUUCUGCGGGGUGGUGGCCGUCGCGGCGAUGCACCUCGGCAAGACGACGACGACGGCGACGACGAAGACGGCGGGGGCGAGAGCGGCGUUGGCCAUGGCGGGGGUGUAUCACGCCGAGUGCGUGGCGAGGCUGAUUGCCUUGGGCGAGGGGAGCGCGCUGCUGGAGAAUGGGGUGGCGCUGGCGACGGUCUGUCUGCUGCGGUCGUAUGAGAUUCUCGACGAGGAAAUCGAUCCGAACCGCCAUCUGCAGGGCGCAUACUCGCUGGCCUCGCGCCGGGGCUUGCUCAACGACGCUCCCAAUGCCCUCUUCACGGCCGGGUUCUGGAACUACCUGCGCGAGGACAUCUCGUUUAGUCUUUUCCAGGGCUGUCCGCUCAAGAUGGACCUGAACGGUGUCGUCGUCCCGCCCGGGGAUGCUGCCCUCCCGCCAGGCCAUCUCCACGCCGCGUCGCUUAUCCUGGGGCGCGUCAUCAACGCCGUGUUUCAGCGGCCGGUCGUCGGCAGCGAAGAGUGGAUGGAGCUGUUGCGUGUCACCAAGGCUUGGUACGGGAGCCUGUCGUCGGCGCAGAAGCCGUUUUCUCGCAUAGAAGGAGCGGGAGGAGGAGGAGGAGGAGGAGAAUUAACCAAGGUGUGGUUCCUGGAGGACUCACAUGCAUCCGCGAUGCACUACUUUUUGACCAUUUGCUGCAUCCUCACGAUAUCCGCCUCGCCGGAGCAGCUCGCCCAUCUGCCCCCCGCGCACGACGGAGCCGCCGCCGCCGACGACUCUGCGCCGAGCCGAGACGACUUGCUCGACGGCUACGCAUCGGAAAUAUGCGCCAUUGCGUUUACGGCGCGUAUCCCGUCCGUUCUCGUCAAUGCCUUUGGGCCCAUGUCCUACAGCGCCAAAUACAUUCGGAACGCGGCUGUGCGACAUGGAGUCCUCGGCAACUUGACGGGGUGCAAGAGGGUCAUUGGAUGGCCCGCGGAGAAGCUGAUGGACGACUUGAAGGCGGCGUGGUGGACGGCGGGGGGCAAUUGA
Purpureocillium takamizusanense is the source of this 1377-nucleotide messenger RNA. RefSeq lists its product as uncharacterized. Gene Ontology annotation, biological process: positive regulation of transcription by RNA polymerase II. The record is from RefSeq and is a predicted model, not a curated record. The transcript is spliced from 5 exons. Gene Ontology annotation, molecular function: DNA-binding transcription factor activity; transcription cis-regulatory region binding. The coding region runs from base 1 to 1377 and encodes 458 amino acids. Gene Ontology annotation, cellular component: nucleus. Lineage: Eukaryota; Fungi; Ascomycota; Sordariomycetes; Hypocreales; Ophiocordycipitaceae.